CCUCACUUUUAUUCUCUUUUACUUUCCCUUCUCUGCCGCAACAACCCUAAACCACAAACACAGUUCAUUCCCUUGGUGAUGUCUCAACCGAUGCGUGACCAAGUUCCAUACGACGUCGUCAACGACAUCUUCGGUCGGCUACCUGUGAAAUCCUUGACCCGAUUCAGGUCCGUUUCCAAAACUUGUAACUCCAUCAUCUCCGACCCCACUUUCGUUUCCACACUCUUCAACCUCACCCUCACCAAAUCGCUAAUAUCCACCAACACUCACGGUGGUUAUUUGCUAUACACUCCAACAGUAACAGCGGAUCAUUCAUCUUCCACUUCCAAACAAUUGUGUACUGUUGUUUGCAACAACGACCGCACUUUGACCCAGGUUUCUAAAUUUGAUAUCCCAUCGUUUCCUGACAAGUUCAGCAUAGUUGGCUUCUAUAACAGCGUGUUCUGCUUAGCUAGUUAUGACCAAGAUCAUUAUCACAUAAUCUAUUUGUGGAACCCAAGUAUUAGAAAGUUUAAGAAGCUUCGAUCUACUCGCUUUCUUUACAGUGCUGUUAGAGUUGUUUUUGGAUUUGCUUUUGACCCUAAAAACAAUGACUUCAAGGUUUUAAAACUUGUAACUUUUCGGGAGAAAAAGCCACUGGCCGAGGCAGAGAUAUACACUUUGAGCACGGAUUCAUGGAGAAAAGAUAUAAUAACAAUGGAGUCCUUAAGAGGGAAUGAACCCAAUUUUGGAUCUAUUGUUUCUGUUCUGCCACCCUCUGUAUUUUGUAAUGGAGCUUUGCACUUUAUAGCAAAUACUUGUCGCCACCGUUUCAUUUUGUCCUUUGACGUCCAUGAUGAGACUUUCCAUGAGAUGAUGUUGCCUCUGCCUCUGCGUGAGCGUCAAAAUUAUUCACCCUCUUUUCAACUAGCGGUAUUCAAGGGAUUGCUGGCCGUUCUUUUUUUCUCUCAUGGUGUUGGUUGCCUAUUCCACUUCUGGGUUAUGGAGAAGUAUGGUGUCGUUGGUUCUUGGACUAGAAAAUGUUUGAUUCCAGCGGAUUCGCCUCAUGAGUUCUAUUGCAGCACUGAUAAUGGUGAGCUUCUAUUCAAGAGUGCCAAUGGGAUGGUUUCAAUUAACCCGCCUGAGAGUCUAAAUUGGAGCCUUCUUGCGAUUGAAGAUGCUAAUUGGGUGGGUUUCUCAGCUAAUUCUAUGGAGAGCUUGGUUUUACAUGAUUAAGGUGAGCAAAUGUGAAAAAUAACUUUAGCUAUUAUAUCACUUUUAUCGUUGAAAGCUUCAGUUUUUCCAUCAUCAUUGUGAAAAUUAUCUUAGCUAUUAUAGUAUAAUUUAUGUAUAAGCCUAUCUGUUUAGGAAACUAGAUACUUUUGAUGUAAAAAACUAAGGUUGUGAUUGUUUCCCUCCUUGAGUUUAAGAAAUUUCUCAAUAUGAAUGGGUGAAGUUAGCUAAAUUACAUUUGACAGUUGA
Quercus lobata is the source of this 1461-nucleotide messenger RNA. RefSeq names its product F-box/kelch-repeat protein At3g06240-like. NCBI's taxonomy places the organism in Eukaryota, Viridiplantae, Streptophyta, Magnoliopsida, Fagales, Fagaceae. Gene Ontology annotation, molecular function: protein binding. The record is from RefSeq and is a predicted model, not a curated record. The transcript has a single exon. Bases 79 to 1215 code for a protein of 378 amino acids.